Molecule: messenger RNA, 876 nt
Organism: Tarenaya hassleriana
Lineage: Eukaryota; Viridiplantae; Streptophyta; Magnoliopsida; Brassicales; Cleomaceae
Exons: 1
Coding region: 56-685 (209 amino acids)
Cellular component (GO): plasma membrane
Source: RefSeq, a predicted model, not a curated record
CUAUAUCAUCACACGAUCCAAUCAAAUUAAGACGUUUUUUUCCCAAAAAAAAAAAAUGGCACCUUCAAACCACCAACCUUCACAAUCGCAAAUACGGAUGCCACAGCCACCGUACAGGCGUAUAAACCUCGUCCAGUGCAUCAUCAUCGCCGUCCUGGUCUUGGCCCUCCUCGUCGGCCUCGCCCUCUUGAUCACGUGGCUAACCCUACGGCCGAAACGCCUCGUCUUCACCGUCGAGGCCGCGUCCCUGCAAGACUUCGCCCUGACCAACGACGACCACUUGACCGCCAAGUUCAACUACGUCGUCAAGUCCUACAAUCCCGAGAAACACCUCUCGGUCAGAUACCACUCGAUGCGCGUCUCGACGGCUCACCGCAACCAGUCGGUGGCCCACGAAGAGAUCUCUCCAUUCAAGCAGCCUCCCAAGAACGAGACGAGGAUCGACGCUCGGCUCGUUUCCAACAGCGUAGCUCUCUCCAAGUACAAUGCCAAAGACUUGAGGGCCGAGAAAAGGGAGGGAAAGAUCGAGAUGGACGUGUAUAUAACGGCGAGGGUUAGCUACAAGGUCUGGAUUUGGCGGUCGAGGAGACGGACUUUGAAGGCCGUUUGCUCGCCCGUCACGCUCAACGUCACGUCGAGCUCGUUGAAUGGGUUCGCGAGAACGUACUGCGAAACCCGUCUCUGAAAACCGAACAUGUCCAUGCAUUGUCUGUUCUAUUUGUGUGAAAACGUGUUGUCUUUUUUUUUUCAAUAACUUCGAUUUCGUCUCUGGUUUUUGGUCCUUGUGUUGCAUUUGCGUGCAUUCAUUUCAUUUGUGCGGGUCCUUUAUUUUUUUAUUUUCAUUGUAAAAAUGAUUUGAUAUUAUUUGUUGAUUUA